Salvia splendens (bonfire salvia) is the source of this 684-nucleotide messenger RNA. RefSeq lists its product as uncharacterized. Bases 1 to 684 code for a protein of 227 amino acids. The transcript has a single exon. The record is from RefSeq and is a predicted model, not a curated record. Lineage: Eukaryota; Viridiplantae; Streptophyta; Magnoliopsida; Lamiales; Lamiaceae.
AUGCCUCAAGUUGAUCUCGUCACACUCGCCGAUGACGAUCCACCGCAAAACGAAGCCCCGCCGGAGUCGUUCUGGCUAUCCAAAGACGUCGAAUACGACUGGUUCGACCGCAACGCUUUUUACGAGCGAAAAGAUUCAACGAGAGCCAACUCAAAUACGAAUUCGCAGCGGUUUCCGGUUAGCUUGAAGCCCAAGGCAUCCAUAUUCGGACUCCCGAAAACUCAAAAAACCGCCUUCGUGGAGUCCAAACGCAGAGCUCAACCGGCCAGCAUAAGGCUGUUUCCCAAGCGGUCCGAGUCGAAGCCGACCGCUCCCGUGGCCGAACCGGGUUCGCCCAAGGUCUCCUGCAUGGGACGGGUCAGAUCUAAACGGGGCCGGCGGAGGUCUAACUCGGUAAUAAAACCGGGCGAGAAGCCGAAAACCGGGAUCUGCUCGAAGGUGAUGAGCCUCUUGCGGUCGAAGAAGGGCGGGAGUGGAAGAGUGAUGGAGAUCGUCAUGGUGGACGACGUCGAGCCGGCGCCGCGGAAGAGCGUGAGUGUUGAAGUGAGGGAAGUUCCGGUUAGUGGCGAACCGCCCGGUUUGGGAGGGAUGACCCGGUUCGCGUCAGGAAGGCGGUCUGGGUCGUGGGUGGCUGAGGAGAUAAAUCCGGCGGAAUUAGAUGGGCAUGUGAGUAGUAAAUGUUGA